AUGAAUGUACUGAUAGAUUGUAAUAUCAUUUGGUUAGACGAUAGAGAUAUCAAUGACAAAGAUUUAGCUCUUAAUAUUCAGUAUUAUGUUAUGUUUUCUCUCCAUACAUUUACUAACUUGGCUGCAUGUUCAUCUUUCAUUCUUCAUUAUACAUCUGAAUCUCGCCUUCUUCUUAUUGUCAUACGAGAUCGUUAUGUUGAUCGACUCUUAAAAGAAGCUCUUAUGUUUCUAUCUUCUCAGAUCACUGUCUUUAUCUAUGUUCUUGGUGAUAAAUGGUUAUUUCGUUGGAAAGCAGACACUCGUAUUCGAGAUAUUUUCUAUAUAGAUGAAGAACAAAGAGUUAUUGAGAAGUUGCAAGAUGAUUUACAAAAACAUUUAAUUCAACGUUGGCCGUCUGGAUACUGUGUUUUUAGUCAUGAUACACAACAAAUUGCACUUGAUAAAUUGAAUAAUGAAAAUGCUAAAUUUAUGUGGUUUCAACUACUUAUUUAA
Rotaria sordida is the source of this 492-nucleotide messenger RNA. The record is from the annotation of a GenBank genome assembly. NCBI's taxonomy places the organism in Eukaryota, Metazoa, Rotifera, Eurotatoria, Philodinida, Philodinidae.